Molecule: messenger RNA, 452 nt
Organism: Pelecanus crispus (Dalmatian pelican)
Lineage: Eukaryota; Metazoa; Chordata; Aves; Pelecaniformes; Pelecanidae
Source: RefSeq, a predicted model, not a curated record
GAAAGAAGACUCUAUCUACUGGUGAGGUCCACAUCUGGGUGAAGGAGUGCCAUGACCUUCCUCUUCUGAGAGGCAACAGGCUCAACUCUUUUAUUAAGUGUACCGUUCUUCCAGAUACUAGCAGAAAAAGUCGCCAGAAAACAAGAACAGUGGCAAAAACUACAAACCCGGUAUUCAACCACACCAUGGUCUAUGAUGGCUUUAGACCAGAAGAUUUGAAAGAAGCCUGCAUAGAACUCACAGUCUGGGACCACAACAAACUAGCCAACCACUUUCUGGGAGGUCUCAGGAUAGGCCUUGGAACAGGCAAAAGCUAUGGAACUACAGUAGACUGGAUGGAUUCUACUUCAGAUGAAACUGCCCUUUGGGAGAAGAUGAUGAACUCGCCAAACACAUGGAUAGAAGAUACACUACCUCUCAGGAUGCUAAUGGUUGCAAAAUUGACAAAAUAA